CGUAAACUGACCUCCAGAGAGCAUUCACCCCGUUUUCGCAGCAUACACUCCCUCCACCUUCAGCAUACAUCCCCACGUCCCUCAGCCAUCAGACGUCUUCGUCCGCGUACGCUUUUAUCAUGUCGACAGCUGAAAUGGGCAUGGUGGAAAUGCCGGAGAUGACAGAGAAUCAAGAAGGUCUUUUAGAGGGUGUAAAGCAAGAGGUUGGAGGACAAGUGCAGGAGGGUCGGCGGAGACAGAAGUGGACGGAGGAGGAGACGAAUGAUCUGUUGAGGGGGAUAUUGACUUACGGGUGUGGAAACUGGAAGAAAAUCUUGGUGGAUAGACGAUUCAAUUUCGCCAACAGAAGUCCGAUAGACCUGAAAGACCGCUUCCGCACAGUCUUUCCCGAAGACUACUGCCGCCUCUACCCCAACGCCCGAACCCACGCCAACCGCGGCCAAAAGACCCCGAAGCAUAUCGAGAUUGAGAAGGUUUGCAGGAAGGAGCGCCAAGCAUUUACACUGGAAGAGGACGCAAGACUCAUGGAAGGUUUCCGCACGCACGGAGCCUCAUGGUCCAAAAUCCAGAAAGACCCGCGUCUGGGAUUCUCAACUCGACGGAGUACAGACCUUCGUGACAGGUAUGUCCACCCACUCUCCUCUCUCACCCAUAAUCCCGUGUAACCCUCUUUAAUACAGAUUCCGCAACGCCUUCCCAGAUAAAUACGCCGCAGCAGGUUUCAAACCCCGCCCACCACGACCAGGCUGCACCUCCCGA
Messenger RNA from Saitoella complicata NRRL Y-17804, 759 nucleotides. RefSeq lists its product as uncharacterized. The coding region runs from base 120 to 665 and encodes 181 amino acids. The record is from RefSeq and is a predicted model, not a curated record. NCBI's taxonomy places the organism in Eukaryota, Fungi, Ascomycota, Saitoellomycetes, Saitoellales, Saitoellaceae. The transcript has 4 exons.